AUAAUUUUUCAUGGCUAAAUAUUAUCUUUCCUGCAAAAUGAAAGAUAUUUGCUAUUUUAAGUAAAAAUAUAACUUAUAUUUACCGUAUUUUCAAAAACAACCGUUACUAUUUACAAAUUUCGAUAACCUUUAUAUAAAGGAUAGCCAAUCCAUUCUCUACAAUCGAUAGCAACUCCAACAGAAAGGCCAACAAACAACAAGCGUUGCCACCCUGCCAAAGAAUCCUGCGCACCAAGCUCCUUUAGCUAAGGGUUCAAAUCUCCCCCUUCCGGCUCUCUCUGGCUCUCACUGUUUGUGUGUGUUUUGCUCAUUUACUACGUUUGUGUUAUGGUUUUUCGUUUUCUGGUGGAGUACAACCACCCAUCCAUCCGCCCUCCCCUCAGCUGCGAGUGAAAUUGGAGAGGAAAAGCUAGUUCGAGUGCGAUUACCGCUGCUACUGGUGCGCUGGCCUGUCACUGUGGCUCGUGUUUGCCUUGUUUGGUGGAUACCAUUUGCCUUUUUCUGGCUCAGAGCGACUCAGUCAAAAUGUAUUAAAUAAAUAACUAAUCGUUUAAAUGUAAUACCCAACGAGAAGGGGUUGCCCAUUGAAAAUCAAAAAAAACCAACAUCGACCAAGUCAAGAAAGUGCAACAAAAUUUAGUGUAGAAAAUCGUGGAAAAAGGUUGACGAAAAGCGAGCGAAGGGAGCUGGAAAAAUUGCAUUGCCUUCUUUUGGGCGCACAAAGAAAAUGAGCGCAAAGAUGACGCGCUACAAGCAAACUGAAUUUACGGAAGAUGAUUCCAGCUCAAUCGGCGGCAUUCAAUUGAAUGAGGCAACCGGCCAUACAGGCAUGCAGAUACGCUACCAUACAGCGCGGGCUACAUGGAAUUGGCGUUCGAGAAAUAAGACAGAAAAAUGGCUACUCAUCACUACUUUCGUAAUGGCCAUCAUGAUCUUUACACUGCUGAUCGUCCUUUUUGCAGACGGUGGCAACAGCGAUGCCACCAAGCAUGUCCUUCAUGUCCAGCCGCACAAGAAGGAUUGUCCUUCCGGUAAUGAGCUUCCCUGCUUGAACAAGCACUGCAUCUUUGCCUCAAGCGAGAUCCUCAAGUCCAUCGAUGUGACUGUGGAUCCUUGUGAUGAUUUUUAUGGCUAUUCUUGUAACCAAUGGAUCAAAAACAAUCCCAUUCCCGAGGGCAAGUCAACGUGGGGUACGUUUGGCAAACUGGAGCAGAUGAAUCAGCUAAUCAUUCGUAAUGUACUGGAAAAACCAGCCAAGAGCUUCAAGUCAGACGCAGAGCGUAAGGCCAAGGUCUACUAUGAGUCCUGUCUGGACGCCGAUGAGCAUAUGGAGAAGUUAGGGGCCAAGCCCAUGAAUGAUCUCUUGCUGCAGAUCGGUGGUUGGAAUGUGACCAAGAGUGGCUACAAUGUGGCCAAUUGGACAAUGGGUAAUACCCUUAAGAUUCUGCACAACAAAUAUAAUUUUAACUGCCUGUUUGGCUGGGCGAUUGGUGAGGAUGACAAGAACUCCUCACGGCAUGUCAUUCAGAUUGACCAAGGCGGUUUGACCCUGCCAACCGCCGAUUAUUACAACAACAAGACGGACAAUCACCGCAAGGUACUCAACGAGUACAUUGAGUACAUGACCAAGGUGUGCGUCCUUUUAGGAGCAAAUGAAUCGGAUGCCCGGGCUCAGAUGAUUGGCGUUAUUAACUUUGAAAAGAAGUUGGCUAAUAUUACUAUACCAUUGGAAGAUCGACGCAACGAAGAGGCCAUGUACCAUCCAAUGCAGCUAAGGCAGCUGGCCAAACUUGCCCCGUUCUUGAAUUGGACGGAUCACUUUGAUAAUGCCAUGCAGAUGGUGGGUCGUCGGGUCACCGAUGACGAGGUGGUUGUCGUUUAUGCUCCUGACUUUCUCAAGAACCUUUCGGAUAUUAUCCUUAAGAUGGAACAAACUGAAGAGGGGAAAAUUACCCUCAACAACUAUCUUGUCUGGCAGGCGGUGCGGACCCUAACCAGUUGCUUGUCCAAACCCUUCCGGGAUGCAUAUAAAGGAGUACGGAAAGCCCUAAUGGGUUCGGAUGGUGGCGAGGAGAUCUGGCGGUAUUGCGUUUCGGACACGAACAAUGUGGUGGGCUUUGCCGUAGGCGCCAUCUUUGUGCGUCAGGCUUUCCAUGGAGAAUCUAAGCCAGCGGCCGAGCAGAUGAUUGGUGAGAUUCGCGAAGCCUUUAAAAUGAACCUCCAGAACCUGACCUGGGUGGACAAGCAGACACGCGAGAAGGCCAUCGAGAAGGCUAACCAGAUCUCGGAUAUGAUUGGAUUCCCCGACUACAUCCUAGAUCCCGUUGAGCUGGACAAGAAGUACGCCGAGCUAAACAUCACGGCGAAUGCCUACUUUGAGAACAACAUCCAAGUGGCUAUCUAUAACCUGAAAAGCAAUCUCAAACGCCUCGAUCAACCGGUUAACAAGACCAACUGGGGCAUGACCCCGCAGACAGUGAAUGCCUAUUACACACCUACGAAAAAUCAAAUUGUCUUUCCGGCGGGCAUCCUGCAGACGCCCUUUUUCGAUAUCAACAAUCCCAAAAGUCUGAACUUUGGUGCCAUGGGCGUGGUAAUGGGUCAUGAACUAACCCACGCCUUCGAUGAUCAGGGUAGGGAGUACGAUAAGUUUGGGAACAUUAAUCGCUGGUGGGACUCCAAGAGCAUAGAGCGUUUUAAUGAAAAAUCAGAGUGCAUUGCCCGUCAGUACAGUGGGUACAAGAUGAACGGACGUACUCUUAAUGGCAAGCAAACGCUGGGCGAGAAUAUAGCCGACAAUGGUGGUCUGAAGGCAGCCUAUCACGCCUACCAGCGUACCAAAAGCGACCGGGAGGUGGAUGUCCUGAAGCUGCCUGGCCUGAAUCUCACGCAUUCGCAGCUCUUUUUCGUGUCCUUUGCACAGGUCUGGUGCUCUAGCACAACGGAGGAAACGAAUCUGCUGCAAAUGGAAAAGGAUCCGCAUUCGCCGUCGCAGUUCCGGGUGAUCGGCACAUUGUCGAACAUGAAGGAGUUCGCCGAGGUCUUUCAGUGCAAGCCCGGCAAGCGUAUGAAUCCCACCGAGAAGUGCGAGGUGUGGUAAAGGGAAGGCCGCCCCCAAACCCCCCAGAUCUCAUAACGAGCCAAAGAUAAUGAUGAUUAAUAUAAUGAUAAUGCCAAAUCCAAAAUCGAGCAACUAUAAUGAGCUGAGGACUGGUAUGGAUGCAGACAGGGAGAUAUAGCCUCUAGAUACUUAUCCUGUAUCCUGGAAUUUUACUCCUUUUCUGUUUUCAUUUUUGCCAUUAUUUGUAUUUUUAUUUCUUUUUUUUUGUGAGUCAAGUCUAGAGAGAGAGAGAGCGUCAGUCAUUGUGCCUAUGAAAAUAAUGAUAAAAAAACUGACGAUAAAUUCACGUUCGUGCUCCAAGGGGUUCUAGGCUAGGUCCUGGGAGCAGGAUCAAGGGGACCUUUAACUACAUUUGAAUGUGAAAGCACGAGCUACCAACUAUAUGGGAUCGGUGUGUGUGAGGAAUAUAGAAGAUAUAGCACACACCCAAUGGGGCUGAUAUAUAUAUAUAUAUAUAUAUAUAUAUAUGAUAACGAUAACGAUAAACGAUAACUGUAACUUAGCUAUUUGUAGAACUAUCAAUGUAUAUUGUAUUAUAAAGAUACAAAGAUAAGCAGCUCGUGACCCUAGGAAAAAGAGUAUUUGAAGGGUUGAUUCUGUGUUCCGCUCUUUGUUUUUUUUUAUGUGUCACAAUGAAAAAAAUGUAUUUUAAAAAGUUUUUUUUAACAAAAAAUAUAUUGAAUUUAAAGUUCCUUAAGUAAGGGAUAGAAAUUUAGUGAUGGGCUAGUGGGUAUGUGAAAGUGAAGGAGAUAGAGAGAUAUAGAGUGAGAGGCGAACAGGUUUUAGGGUUUUUGUUUAGCCAAAGUGAGUGAUUAAGUUAAACAUUCUGUAUAAGUUGGAAAUUAAAGAAUGUAUUUACUAA
Drosophila eugracilis is the source of this 3983-nucleotide messenger RNA. RefSeq names its product neprilysin-3 (gene Nep3). The record is from RefSeq and is a predicted model, not a curated record. Gene Ontology annotation, cellular component: plasma membrane. NCBI's taxonomy places the organism in Eukaryota, Metazoa, Arthropoda, Insecta, Diptera, Drosophilidae. Gene Ontology annotation, molecular function: metalloendopeptidase activity. The coding region runs from base 728 to 3100 and encodes 790 amino acids. The transcript has 8 exons. Gene Ontology annotation, biological process: protein processing.